GCUCCUUUAAUACACUUUGGUUCUCCGCCUGGCUGUGGACACUUCUCUCUGUGGCUCGCUCGCUCGGCGGCUGCUGCUGCUGCGGCUCGGUGCAGCCGGGGGGAAGCCUGGUGCCUGGAUCCUCCUGCUGCUGCCGGGUGGUGCCCGGGAAGGAAGAGGCGCAGCCGCGGGGGAGGAAGCGGAGCGGAGCGGCAGGACCAUGCUGCUGGACGCCGGACCCCAGUUCCCUGCCAUUGGAGUGGGCACUUUCGCUCGGCACCAUCACUCGGCCGCCGCCGAGAUGCAGGACCGGGAGCUGAGCCUGGCGGCGCAGAACACCUUUGUGGACUCGGCAGCCCACAUGGGGGCUUUUAAACUCAACCCCGGGGCCCACGAUCUGUCCCCCGGCCAGAGCUCGGCUUUCACCUCGCAGGCGCCCGGCUACCCGGCGGCAGCGUUGGGUCCCCAUGCCGCCCACGUCAGCUCCUAUUCCGGGGCGCCUUUCAACUCCACCCGGGACUUCUUGUUUCGCAGCCGGGGCUUUGGGGACUCGUCUCCGGCCGGCGGCCAGCACGGGAUCUUUGGCCCUGCGGCCGGGACCCUCCAUCACCCGCACACGGACGCUCAGAGCCACAUCCUCUUCCCCGCCAUUCACGACCAGCACGGCCCCCACGCCUCCCAAAAUGUCCUGAAUGGGCAGAUGCGCCUCGGUUUGCCCGGGGAGGUCUUCGCCCGAUCGGAUCAAUACCGCCAGGUCUCUAGCCCCAGGACUGAUCCCUAUUCGGCGGCUCAGCUGCACAACCAGUAUGGCCCCAUGAAUAUGAAUAUGGGCAUGAACAUGGCAGCCCACCACCAUCACCACCCAGGUGCCUUUUUUCGAUACAUGAGACAACAGUGCAUCAAGCAAGAGCUGAUCUGCAAGUGGAUCGACCCCGAGCAGCUGAGCAACCCCAAAAAGAGCUGCAAUAAAACUUUUAGCACCAUGCACGAGCUGGUCACCCACGUCUCGGUGGAGCACGUUGGGGGACCCGAGCAGAGCAACCAUAUCUGUUAUUGGGAGGAGUGUCCCCGGGAAGGCAAACCUUUCAAAGCCAAAUACAAACUGGUCAAUCAUAUCCGAGUGCACACGGGAGAGAAGCCGUUCCCCUGUCCUUUUCCUGGCUGUGGGAAAGUUUUCGCCAGAUCAGAAAACCUAAAAAUCCACAAAAGGACACACACAGGAGAAAAGCCUUUCCAGUGUGAAUUUGAAGGCUGUGACAGACGUUUUGCCAACAGCAGCGAUAGGAAGAAGCACAUGCAUGUCCACACUUCAGAUAAGCCCUAUCUGUGCAAAAUGUGCGACAAAUCCUACACCCACCCCAGCUCUCUGCGGAAGCACAUGAAGGUCCAUGAAUCUUCCCCUCAAGGCUCCGAAUCGUCCCCGGCUGCCAGCUCGGGCUAUGAGUCCUCCACCCCCCCGGGCCUGGUGUCCCCCAGCGCCGAGACUCAGAGCACCACCAACCUGUCCCCGGCGGCGGCGGCUGCAGCGGCGGCGGCGGCGGCCGCGGUGUCUGCGGUGCACAGAGGCAGCGGCGGUGGGGGAGGCAGCGGCAGUGGAGCCGGCGGGGGUGGAGGAGCCAGCGGGAGCCACAGCGGCCUCUCCUCCAACUUCAACGAAUGGUACGUGUAGGGCCCUGCCGGACUGCUGAGCGAGGCCCCCGCGCCUGCCCUCCCCGCCGCGGAGGAGGGAGAAGCAGACACACACCGGGAAGGUGCUGGAUCCUGUUUGGUUUGGGUUUAAUUCUUAGCCAGCGAAAGGAUUAACAACUCAAACGGCUCUAGAGCCCAGGAGAGCAAAUCCCCGCCAGAGCCUCCAAAACAAAAAAAAAUCCGCCACAGCUAAACUCUUCUUGUCCGUCCCGUCCCGUUCCCUCGCCCCCGCCCCUUCCCUCUGCCCCAGCACCGUCCAGCCCGACCAGCUGUGUCUAUAGAGGACUCCUCCUUCCUCCUUCAAGGUGGUAAACGAAGUUUUAUUCGAUUCUUGGUGUAUAGAAGUUCGUCCCAUUUGUAAACUACGGAUUGAUUCUCUCCCAUCCCCACCCCCAAAAAGUGAUGGACUUUUUUCGUUUCUUUUCUCUUUUUAGUUCAUCCAUUUAAAAAAAAAGUAACGUGGAAGAAAAUGGUUUCUUUUGUAAUUGUGAUAAUGGAUAUUGUGUUCUUUUUAAAGAGGCAAUUUGAUUGUAAACUUAAUUCAACUAUAGACUGGGGGGAAAACUGUGCCAAAGUCUCCAUUCUGUUACACACACACACACACACACACACACACACACACACACACACCAACAACAACGCUUGUGAAUGUAUUUUUCUGUUAGCUGGGUUUACAUGUGAUGUUUUAGUGCUUUUGCAAGUUCAAUUUGUUAGUUCCUGUUUGGAAGAUUGUGAGGAAAAAUAAACGUCGUGCUGUUAGCUUUUCCCUAAUAACACCCUUCCUUCUGUAAAUACCUGUUACCAUAUUUAUCCAUUUGUAAUUAAAUUAUGGUAUUAACUUGCUACAGAGGAAACAGUAUUUAUAAAGAAUGUUUCUUAACUAUAAAUAUGUACAAUUGUGAGCAUAAACUGUUUCAGAUUUUUUAUUUGAAGGUUUAAGUGGUUUCAUCAUUUCUUGUGAUAUGUUUUGAGAGUAAUGCAUACAGAAAUAUAAUAAAAUGUGUUGAAACUGCA
Caretta caretta (loggerhead turtle) is the source of this 2682-nucleotide messenger RNA. It is a transcript of the gene ZIC2, whose product is annotated as Zic family zinc finger 2. Gene Ontology annotation, cellular component: nucleus. Gene Ontology annotation, biological process: regulation of transcription by RNA polymerase II. Gene Ontology annotation, molecular function: RNA polymerase II cis-regulatory region sequence-specific DNA binding; DNA-binding transcription factor activity, RNA polymerase II-specific. The record is from RefSeq and is a predicted model, not a curated record. Lineage: Eukaryota; Metazoa; Chordata; Testudines; Cheloniidae.